Messenger RNA from Charadrius vociferus (killdeer), 351 nucleotides. RefSeq names its product trafficking protein particle complex 4 (gene TRAPPC4). Gene Ontology annotation, cellular component: TRAPP complex. Gene Ontology annotation, biological process: endoplasmic reticulum to Golgi vesicle-mediated transport. The coding region runs from base 1 to 351 and encodes 116 amino acids. The record is from RefSeq and is a predicted model, not a curated record. Lineage: Eukaryota; Metazoa; Chordata; Aves; Charadriiformes; Charadriidae. The transcript has 6 exons.
AUGCGACGGCUCUUCGCCAUCGGGUCGCAGCUGUCCCCUGAAGUGGGGAGCUCCGGGAUUGAGAUGCUGGAGACCGACACCUUCAAGUUGCACUGCUUCCAGACGCUGACAGGGAUCAAAUUCGUGGUUCUUGCUGACCCAAGACAGGCAGGGAUAGACUCCCUUCUCCGCAAGAUCUAUGAGAUUUACUCUGACUUCGCUCUGAAGAAUCCUUUCUACUCCCUGGAGAUGCCAAUCAGAUGUGAGUUGUUUGAUCAGAACUUGAAACUUACAAGGGCAGAUUUGCGCCAGCAGCGCCUCAAGAGGAUAUACAGUGGGUUUGAGGGCUUCUGCUCGUACUGUUCUCCGUAA